Molecule: messenger RNA, 2817 nt
Organism: Mytilus californianus (California mussel)
Lineage: Eukaryota; Metazoa; Mollusca; Bivalvia; Mytilida; Mytilidae
Exons: 4
Coding region: 247-1983 (578 amino acids)
Source: RefSeq, a predicted model, not a curated record
CUUGGAAAUAGCUCACUUUUCAAAAUUCUCACAGCUUGUGCAGCCUCACAAAGAACCAAUCUUCAUGGCCUUGAUAAUAUAGCAGCUGAAGGUGUUGAAGCUUUUCAAUCACUUCAUGAAUUUGUCAACAAUUUGAAAAAAAAAUCUUUUAUUUCUUCCGAUAUUCACACUGAAUUGACCACAACUUUAACCGCAUCCCGUAUUUAUCUUAAGACCGACUUUAAACUUCAUAUCAACCAAUCAAAUAUGUGUGCAGAUCACUGUAUAAACUGGAGUUUAAGUGAUCCAAAGGAUGUACAUUUUCAAAACACUUGUGAUCACAUUCAUUGCUUGCAAUGUGAUAGAUGUCAACUAUUGAAAGAUGUUCAUCUUAAAUUGUGCAACAUUGUUGAUACCAUGAAUGAUGGAGAUGACAAAGAAGAAUUUUCAAAAGUGAUCGAAGAUGCAAUGAUGGUGAUAUUUGAUUGGAAAUCACACAUUGUAAGAACUGUCAACCAAGACCAAUUUAGAUUGGAUACCAUAGAACAUCUUGAAACAGAUAAAGCUUUACUGGUUAUGGAUUGGGCCAUGAAAUUUUUACCCUUGAAAUAUCGUGAGAAACAAACUGACUGGUUUGGUCAAAGAGGGAAGAACUGGCAUGUGAUUGUUUGUAUAUACAGAGAAAAAGAUGGAUCAAUUAAUCAUAGAACUUUCACCCAUGUUUUAGAAUCUGUGAAACAGGAUUGGUUUUGUGUGGCUUCACUUCUUGAAAAUGUUAUAAUGACCAUCAAAGAUCAACUCCCUCAAACUAAGAAGUUAGUUCUGCGAUCAGAUAAUGCAGCAUGCUACCACUGUGGACAUAUCUGGUUAUGCUUACAAGAAAUAAGUAAAAGAACAGGGAUCAAUAUUCAGGGAUAUUGCUAUUCUGAGGCCCAAGCAGGAAAGUCAUAUUGUGAUUCAAAGAUAGCACAUAUGCGCACAAAGAUGAAAAGUUGGGUUGCAAGUGGAAAAAACAUCGUAACAGCAGCUGAUAUGAAAACUGCACUUGACUCUGGAACAGGUGUUGCUGGAUGUCAAGUCUCUGAAUGUGUAAUAGACACCUCAAAACACAAACUGAUAACACACAAGUUGAAAGGAAUAAAUGAUUUUAAUGAGUUGCAAGUUGAAGAAGAUGGUAUACUACUAAGGAAAGCCUACAACAUCGGCAAAGGAAAAUUUAUUCCUAAUGCAUCCUUAGACCAAAUGGGUUUUGGUAAACAGCAGGAAAAUGAAUCAGGAUGUGUGGUAAUAUCAGGAUUCGAUUUACCUGUUAAUAUAACUGGAAAAAUCAAAACACAUAAAACAGUUCCUACAGUUAAUCUCCUUGAAGGACCAGAAACAGAAAUAGAAAAUGAUGAAGACUUAUCAAGAUUAUCCUCUUGUCAUUCAGAAAGUUCUGAUCAAAUGCUGUUCUAUUGCACAGUAGUUGGCUGUGUCAAAAGAUUUGCUACCUUAAAUGGACUUGAAAACCAUCUACUGAUAGGAAAGCAUUUUUUACAAUUGCAACGGGAAACAACCUAUGAUAAAAUCAGACACCAGUGGGCACAGUUGUGCAAUGAAGUGGUCUUUACAACCAAAAAUAAAUCAACAUUAACAGAUGGGACUGAAAAAGAAUUUUCCACAAGUAAUAUGGGAUGGGCUUUAAAGAAAGGCAGGAGAAUAUCAAGAUUUCCUGAAUCUGUUAAAAACUUUCUAUUGGCCAAAUUUGAAGAAGGAAAUAGAACAGGAAAAAAGUGUAACCCAACCUCUGUUGCAGAAGAAAUGAAAAAGAUGAAAAACUCAAAUGGGGAAAAAAUGUUUCCAAUUAAUCAUUGGCUUAAUGCCAGUCAGAUAACCUCUUACUUUUCAAGGUUAUGUAGUAAAGGAACCCCUAAUCCUUUAGUGAAGACUGAACUUGAUGAUGAAGAUCUUCUUGCAGCUCUAAUUGCCAUUGAUGAGGAAACUGUUAUCGCUAAUAUUCAAUAACUAUUUACUCUUUUAUUAUUCUAUACCUGUUAUUGUUGUUUGGCUACAUGUACAGUGUCAUAUAAUUUUGAAUAAUGGGUAACAUUUAAAUUUUUAGUCUAACUAAUAUACAAUUUUGGCAUAAAUUUUAUAAAUAUUUAAAAAACAUAUCCAUUUGUACCAAGAACUAGGAUUUUUUUGUAUGGUGCAAAAUUUCUUUUAACAGUAAUUAUUACUUAUAAGUGAUAUCUAAAAAAAAAAUAAAAAAACACAUCUUAAGCUUAUUUUAGCAGAUUAUUUUUUUUUGUGUGCAUGUCUUAUAAGUCAUCAUAUUGUGUAUUGGUUAAGCAAUUUACUUAUUCAUGUUAUUAAAACCGGUUUUGGAUCAAGAAAAUUUGUGGAGAAGCUGAAUGACAUUUAGUGUCUUUUAGGAUGUACUUGAAUAAGGUCUAGGAAUUAGUGUCAGAUGUCAAAUAUUUUGCCCCACAACACCUAUUUUUCUUUUCAAAUAAGAUUUCAAUAGCUCAUUAAACAUGUUAAAUGUCAGUUACCAAAAUAUGGUGGACUUCGGCUGUUGUGUAUUCUUUGGUCGGAUUGUUGUCUCUUUGACACAUUCCUAAUCCCAGUCCGCCUUUCCAGCAAUUUUUAAAAAUCCAAAUAUUUUGAAAAGGAGCUCCAUAACCCAUUAAUAUUUUUGCUUAUUUUGUUUCUUAACUAAUACUUUCCCGAACGAAUAGUAUCAAUUUUAAAUUCUUGAUUUUUUUUAAUUUCACCAAAGUACAUCCUUAAUGGCUUGAAAAACUUUAAAACAUAUUAAAAAGUUUGGGCUAAAUUACAAUCAAAUUGUCCUUCAAU